AUGCCGAAGCGCUCAAACGUCAGCCUCUUGACAGAGGGCGCGGCCUACAUACAGCGCAAGAAGAAGGCUCGCCAGGACCAGGUUGAGGAGAUCAAAUUCGACGAUGAGGCUCGAAGGGAAUGGCUGACGGGCUUCUCGAAGAGGAAAAAGCAGCGUGUCGAGGAGCGGAGGAAGCGUGCUAAGGAGCGUGACCACCAGGAGCACCUCGAGGAGCGGAGGAAAGCGCGGCAGGAGCUGAAGGAGCGUGCGGCUCAAAACGUGAAGGAUGUGCGUGCGGCGCUGGGUCUGCCGGAACUGCAAGUGAUCGUCCCAUGUCGCCCAAGCCUUCAUGUUUGUGUUAUCGGAGCUAACGAGACAGAAUCCGACGACGAGUCCGAGGAGGAGCAGGAACAGAUCGAGGAGGCGUACUCGGAUGACGACCAGGAGGCGCUCGUGACGAUCACGGAAGGCUUCGACCCGACCUCCGAGGCGCGCUCAUACCACUCUUCCUCUGAUGAGGAGGACGAGGAGAAGAUGGUGAAGAGGAAGAGCGGUGUCGACCUGCUGCCUGCCUCGUCUAAGCGUGCCGAGGCCAAGGCCAAGUCAAAGGCGAAGGCGAAGGCGGAGAAGGCCGAGGCGAAGAAGAGCCGCAGCAUGGAGACGCCCGCUGAGCGCCGACGAGCGAAGGAGUACGAGGCACGCAAGCGCCAGAAGAAGUUUGAGAAGGAACGCGAGCGCAACGGCGGCGAGAUUCCGCGGUACUCGAAGAGCAGCAAGGGCAAGCCGGGGAAGAAGGGCGGCAAGCCGACGAAGGGCAAGAGGAAGUAG
Messenger RNA from Trichosporon asahii var. asahii CBS 2479, 807 nucleotides. RefSeq lists its product as uncharacterized. The record is from RefSeq and is a predicted model, not a curated record. Gene Ontology annotation, molecular function: RNA binding. Gene Ontology annotation, cellular component: nucleolus. Lineage: Eukaryota; Fungi; Basidiomycota; Tremellomycetes; Trichosporonales; Trichosporonaceae. The transcript has 3 exons. The coding region runs from base 1 to 807 and encodes 268 amino acids.